This is a messenger RNA of Knipowitschia caucasica, 798 nucleotides long. The record is from the annotation of a GenBank genome assembly. Lineage: Eukaryota; Metazoa; Chordata; Actinopteri; Gobiiformes; Gobiidae.
AUGCCGCAAAAUCGAGAAACAGCACGACAGAGCGCAACAACGAGAAGUAAGGAGCCAAAAGAGAGACAGGGAAGAAGGGGAGCAGCGUCGCGCGCCGCGAGCAGAGCGCCGAGAGCAGGGAGUCACGAGCCAGAGAAAGAGCACGCGACAGAGAGCAGCAGCGCCAAGAGCCACAGAAGCAGCGAGCUCCACACGCGACGCGCGCUCACGCGAGCCGGGAGCCUAGCGCAGCGCGACAGCGUGACAGAGUCAGAGGCAGAGCCACGCGUACCAAAGCCGACGAGGAGAGCAGCGCAGCGAACCGGUAGCCAGAAGGUGCGGCGGCCACGCCGCAGAGCGACCGCCGCGACCGCGCUACCUGCCGUCCGCUACCGCGCGAUGGCCUCUCGCGCCAGAGGCUCCCGCGCCCCCCCCUGGCCCCCGCCGGCCCCUCCCCGCUCGCCACGCGCGCGCGCGGCCCCCGCCGUCCGCGCGCCCCCCCAGCCCGAGCGAGCCCGCGGCCCGCGCGCUCGCGGGCGAGCCCCCCCUCUGGCCCGCGCCCCCCGUCAUCUGCGCGGUCCUACGCUCAUAGAGCCCUCUCCCGCGCGCUCUGCUCCCCGCGGCGCGCAGGCCCCACCCGGGGCCCCCCCGCGCCGCGCCCGCGCUCCCCCCGAGGCCCGCGCUCGCACGCGAGCCCCUCCUCGCCGCCGGCGUCGCGGAUCCAGCGCCCCGCGCACCGCUCGCCGCUACAGCGCUCACCCCUCUCGCAUUAUAGCAGCCGCGAGCCCCCCAGCAUCGCUCGGGUCCCCUCAGCGCUAG